Manis javanica (Malayan pangolin) is the source of this 10418-nucleotide messenger RNA. The record is from RefSeq and is a predicted model, not a curated record. NCBI's taxonomy places the organism in Eukaryota, Metazoa, Chordata, Mammalia, Pholidota, Manidae.
CUUUGAAAUAGUACCUGUUGGGAGAUACUUGGAGACCAAGUAACGUAAAGUUGUUUCCAGGGUACUUGCGCCCCCUAGUUUUGCCAAGGUUACAAUGACAGCGGCAGACACAGUAGGGUGUCAGUCCUGGUGGCUGUGCUUCCCAGGGCCAAUUUCUGUCUUCCCCCUAGAUUGUAUCCCUUGUAUUACCAUAAUGCCUGGCACACAGUGAAUGGCAGUUUCUUACCCGAUUCAUUUCUUUUAUGUCAGCAGUUAGCAAUGUGUAUUGUAAUUAACUGCCUGUAUGUCUUUCCCACAGAUUGUGAGCUUGUUGAGGGUAGUCAUCACGGCUUAUUGCUUUUCUAUCCCCCGUGUCUGUCACAUAUUAGGUGCUUGAAAAUUACAUGUUUCAAUUAGUGGCGUGCAGCAGACGCUAGGGAAGAAGGUAAGGGCUACAAGUCAAUCAGCGGACGGCACUUUUCCUGCUCUAAGCGGAAGUGAGGGCAAGGGUAGCGGAAGACGCGGCCGGCGCAGUCCGCAUGGAAACCCACACAUCUCAGCCACCACGCUGGCGGCUGGGCCUCAGAAUUCCACGGGUGGGGAGGAGAGUGGGGCGGGAAACCGAAAACCGAAUUCUGUGCUCCCGGCAUUCCACGUGGGCGGUGCUCCCCUUUGACCCUUCGCUCCCUUGCUACAUAUCCGGGCUUCUGCUGCUACUAGUCCGGGGAAGAUGGCGGAUGCAGCUGUCGUGCUUCCUGUAGAGUGGAUAAAGAACUGGGAGAAAUCAGGGAGAGGCGAAUUUUUGCAUUUAUGCCAGAUCCUGAGUGAAAAUAAAAGCCGUGAUAGUUCAUCUUAUAAAGAUUUCCAGCAAGCUCUUUAUGAGUUAUCAUGCCAUGUCAUUAAUGGAAAUCUCAAGCAUGAACAGGCAUCUAAUGUUCUUAGCGACAUUAGUGAAUUUCAUGAGGAUAUGCCUUCCAUUCUUGCUGAUGUAUUCUGCAUAUUAGAUACUGAGACAAAUUGUUUAGAAGAAAAAAGCAAGAGAGACUAUUUUACACAAUUGGUAUUAGCAUGUUUGUAUUUAGUUUCAGACACAGUUCUAAAGGAACGCCUGGAUCCAGAAACAUUGGAAUCAUUAGGGCUUAUCAAACAAUCACAGCAGUUCAAUCAAAAGUCAGUUAAAAUCAAGACAAAACUCUUUUAUAAGCAGCAAAAAUUCAAUUUGUUAAGAGAAGAGAAUGAAGGUUAUGCCAAGCUGAUUGCUGAAUUGGGGCAAGAUUUAUCUGGAAAUAUUACUAGUGAUUUAAUCUUAGAAAAUAUCAAAUCUUUAAUAGGAUGCUUCAAUCUGGAUCCCAAUAGAGUUUUGGAUGUCAUUUUAGAAGUGUUUGAAUGCAGGCCAGAACACGAUGAAUUCUUUAUAUCUUUAUUAGAAUCUUAUAUGAGUAUGUGUGAACCACAAACACUGUGUCAUAUUCUUGGAUUCAAAUUCAAGUUUUAUCAGGAACCAAAUGGAGAGACCCCUUCAUCUUUAUACAGAGUUGCAGCAGUACUUCUACAAUUUAAUCUUAUUGAUUUAGAUGAUCUUUAUGUACAUCUUCUUCCAGCUGAUAAUUGCAUUAUGGAUGAACACAAACGAGAAAUUGUGGAAGCUAAGCAAAUUAUUAGAAAACUUACAAUGGUUGUAUUGUCUUCCAAAAAAAUUGAUGAGCGAGAGAAAGAAAAGGAAAAAGAAGAGGAGAAAGUAGAGAAGCCACCUGACAACCAAAAACUUGGUUUGUUGGAAGCCUUGUUAAAGAUUGGUGAUUGGCCGCAUGCCCAGAACAUUAUGGAUCAGAUGCCUCCAUACUAUGCAGCUUCACAUAAGCUAAUAGCCCUUGCUAUUUGCAAGCUUAUUCACAUAACUAUUGAGCCGCUCUACCGAAGAGUUGGCGUUCCUAAAGGUGCUAAAGGCUCACCUGUUAAUGCUUUGCAAACUAAGAGAGCACCAAAGCAAGCAGAGAGCUUUGAAGACUUGAGGAGAGAUGUCUUCAGUAUGUUCUGUUACCUUGGUCCUCAUCUUUCUCAUGAUCCCAUUUUAUUCGCAAAAGUGGUGCGCAUUGGCAAAUCAUUUAUGAAGGAGUUUCAGUCUGAUGGAGGUAAACAAGAAGAUAAAGAGAAAACGGAAGUUAUCCUUAGCUGUUUGCUUAGCAUUGCUGACCAGGUACUACUUCCAUCUCUUUCGUUGAUGGACUGCAAUGCUUGUAUGUCUGAGGAACUAUGGGGAAUGUUUAAAACAUUUCCAUAUCAGCAUAGAUAUCAUCUGUAUGGCCAAUGGAAGAAUGAAACUUAUAACAGUCACCCACUUUUAGUAAAAGUUAAAGCUCAAACAAUAGACAGAGCCAAAUAUAUCAUGAAGCGUCUAACCAAGGAAAAUGUGAAGCCUUCUGGAAGACAAAUUGGAAAGUUGAGCCACAGCAAUCCAACCAUUUUGUUUGAUUAUAUCUUGUCACAAAUACAAAAGUAUGAUAACUUAAUAACACCUGUAGUAGAUUCAUUGAAAUAUCUCACUUCGUUGAAUUAUGAUGUCUUGGCCUAUUGUAUCAUUGAAGCUCUAGCUAAUCCAGAAAAGGAGAAAAUGAAACACGAUGAUACAACCAUCUCAAGCUGGCUUCAGAGUCUGGCUAGUUUCUGUGGUGCGGUUUUUCAUAAAUACCCGAUUGAUCUUGCUGGUCUUCUUCAAUAUGUGGCUAAUCAGCUAAAGGCGGGCAAAAGUUUUGACCUGCUUAUAUUGAAAGAAGUGGUACAGAAAAUGGCAGGAAUAGAAAUUACAGAGGAAAUGACAAUGGAGCAACUAGAGGCCAUGACUGGUGGAGAGCAGCUAAAAGCUGAGGGUGGCUAUUUUGGCCAGAUCAGAAACACUAAAAAAUCCUCCCAGAGACUGAAGGAUGCACUAUUGGACCACGACCUUGCUCUUCCUCUGUAUUUGCUUAUGGCUCAGCAGAGAAAUGGGGUCAACUUUCAGGAAGGUGGAGAGAAACAUUUGAAACUUGUGGGAAAGCUCUAUGAUCAGUGUCAUGAUGCCCUGGUGCAAUUUGGUGGGUUUUUAGCAUCUAAUCUAAGCACAGAAGAUUACAUAAAGCGAGUGCCUUCAAUUGAUGUGCUCUGUAAUGAAUUUCAUACACCCUACGAUGCAGCAUUUUGCCUGUCUAGGCCAAUGUAUGCACAGCACAUUUCGUCAAAGUAUGAUGAACUUAAAAAAUCAGAAAAGGGAAGUAAACAGCAGCAUAAAGUUCAUAAGUACAUUACAUCAUGUGAAAUGGUGAUGGCUCCUGUCCAUGAAGCAGUGGUCUCCUUACAUGUUUCCGAGGUCUGGGAUGACAUCAGCCCUCAAUUUUAUGCCACAUUCUGGUCAUUGACGAUGUACGACCUUGCAGUUCCACAUACCAGCUAUGAACGGGAAGUCAAUAAACUUAAAGUCCAGAUGAAAGCCAUUGAUGACAAUCAGGAAAUGCCUCCAAAUAAAAAGAAAAAAGAGAAGGAGCGCUGUACUGCCCUUCAGGACAAGCUUCUUGAAGAAGAAAAAAAACAGAUGGAACAUGUACAGCGAGUUCUACAGAGACUGAAACUGGAAAAGGACAACUGGCUUUUAGCGAAAUCUACCAAAAAUGAGACCAUCACAAAAUUUCUACAGCUGUGUAUAUUUCCUCGAUGUAUUUUUUCAGCAAUUGAUGCUGUUUACUGUGCUCGUUUUGUUGAACUGGUGCAUCAACAGAAAACUCCAAAUUUUUCCACACUUCUUUGCUAUGAUCGUGUUUUCUCUGACAUAAUUUACACAGUCGCAAGCUGUACUGAAAAUGAAGCUAGUCGAUAUGGGAGAUUUCUUUGCUGCAUGUUAGAAACUGUGACCAGGUGGCACAGUGAUAGAGCCACAUAUGAAAAGGAAUGUGGAAAUUAUCCAGGAUUCCUCACUAUAUUACGGGCAACUGGAUUUGAUGGAGGAAAUAAAGCUGAUCAAUUAGACUAUGAAAAUUUUCGUCAUGUUGUACAUAAAUGGCAUUACAAAUUAACCAAGGCAUCGGUGCAUUGCCUUGAAACAGGCGAAUAUACUCACAUCAGGAAUAUCUUGAUUGUGCUAACAAAAAUACUUCCUUGGUACCCAAAAGUAUUGAAUCUGGGUCAGGUUUUGGAAAGAAGAGUACAUAAAAUCUGCCAAGAAGAAAAAGAGAAGAGGCCAGAUCUAUAUGCAUUGGCUAUGGGCUACUCGGGGCAGUUGAAAAGUAGAAAGUCAUACAUGAUACCUGAAAAUGAGUUUCAUCACAAAGACCCCUCUCCGAGGAAUGCAGUUGCCAGUGUACAAAAUGGGCCUGGUGGUGGGCCUUCUCCAUCAUCGACAGGAAGUGCAUCUAAAUCUGAUGAAAGCAGUAAUGAUGAGACUGAUAAAUCAAGGGAGAGAUCUCAGUGCGGUGUGAAAGCUGUUAAUAAAGCUUCUAGUGCUACACCAAAAGGAAAUUCAAGCAAUGGAAAUAGUGGCUCUAACAGCAGCAAAGCUGUUAAAGAAAAUGACAAGGAGAAAGGGAAAGAGAAAGAAAAAGAGAAAAAAGAAAAGACUCCAGCUACGACUCCAGAGGCCAGGGUACUUGGUAAAGAUGGUAAAGAAAAACCAAAGGAAGAACGGCCAAAUAAAGAUGAAAAAGCAAGAGAAACGAAGGAAAGAACACCUAAGUCUGACAAAGAGAAAGAAAAAUUCAAGAAAGAAGAAAAAGCUAAAGAUGAGAAAUUCAAGACCACCGGCCCCAAUGUAGAAUCAAAAUCUACUCAAGAAAAGGAAAGAGAGAAGGAGCCAUCCAGAGAAAGAGAUAUAGUAAAGGAAAUGAAAUCAAAGGAAAAUGCUAAAGGAGGAGAAAAAGCACCAGUUUCUGGGUCCUUAAAGUCACCUGUUCCCCGAUCAGUCAUUGCAGAGCCUGAAAGGGAACAAAAACGCCGCAAAAUUGAUACACACCAUUCUCCAUCAUAUUCCUCGACAGUAAAGGACAGUCUCAUCGAACUCAAGAAGUCUUCAGCAAAGCUCUACAUUAAUCAUGCUCCACCACUGUCCAAGAGUAAGGAGAGAGAAAUGGACAAGAAAGAUUUGGACAAGUCAAGGGAAAGAUCCAGAGAAAGAGAGAAAAAAGAUGAAAAGGACAGGAAAGAGCGGAAAAGGGAUCACUCAAACAAUGACCGUGAAGUGCCACCAGACUUAACCAAGAGACGAAAAGAGGAAAAUGGAACAAUGGGGGUUCCAAAGCGCAAAAGUGAAAGUCCAUGUGAGUCUCCUUAUCCAAAUGAGAAAGACAAGGAAAAAAAGUCAAAAUCUUCAGGCAAAGAAAAAAGCGGCGAUUCAUUUAAAUCUGAAAAGAUGGAUAAAAUCUCCUUUGGCAAAAAGGAGUCUAGGCAUGAUAAAGAAAAGAUAGAAAGGAAAGAGAAACGGGACAGUUCAGGAGGAAGGGAAGAGAAGAAACAAUAUCCUUUUCAUCUUAUUGAUGUUUUUAAUCAGUAGAAUGGAAAGCUUUGAUACUGGUCAUGUUUAGAAUUGUACCCUUAUAGUAUAUGGCCCAAAAAGGCUUAUUAGCUUUUAUGUGGUCUCUCCAGUUAACCCUCUCAAAUACAUGAAAUAUGGAAGUGGGACACUUGAUUACUUUUUAACUUCUGUGGUGACUGAGGUUGUUUUAUGCCACUAAGGGAUUUAGAUUCCCUCUGGCUGUAUUAGCACUGAGAGGAAGAAAAGGAACAAAGUCCCUUAGGCUUAGGGCAUGGGGAAUAGAAGGGCAGGAUGAUGGGGCAGAUGAGCAGAGCUGGUAGAGUGUAGAGUUGGAGGCCACCAGGCUGGUCAGAGCCAAUUAGGCCUGCGGGCUGAGGGAUUGAACUAAAAGAUGAGAUGCUGUUCUCUUUUUUUUUUUCUUUCCCAAAUUGUUUUCUCUUAAUUUGUCAUCUACUCAUAAGUCCUCCGACAAGCACAGAUAAUGAAGACUUUGAGUCAAGUACUUGGUGUGAGUUCUGUGCACUGGUAUUCAUGGACACCAAAUAGUUGGAGAGAACAAGAGGAUUUUUCUGUUUCUGUUCUUCCACUUAAGGUAGACCAAAUAUUUGCUACCGUGUGCUGUGCUGUUUUUUAUCUAGACAUGGGUGUGAGCAUUUAAAAGGCUCCCCUGCCACAUUUACCUCUAAGUGGCACUAUCCCUACACAUGCAUUUAUCCGGAGUAUGCUAAGAUUCAGUUCGUUUUAACUGUGUUAUAUGUUAUCUACAUGGAACAUCUCAGGGACUGUGUUUGCCAUGAUAAGAAUUUCUAGAUAGUGGUAUAUAGGUAAAUGAAGGAAUAAUGAAGAAUUAGGAGGGUUGUCCCUGUCUUUUUCCUAUAACUUCUUUCUUCAUUUUUUUAAUUGUCACCUUCACCCAUAUAUGUCUUUCUACUCGGGGUGGUGUGUGUGUAUGUGUGAGAAGUAGGAUCAUGAAACCCUGACAGCUUCAGACACUCGUGCAAAUGAAGGGAACUAAAUUCGGGGAUACUUCCUUUGAGGUGAAGACACUGAACCAAAAAUAAUGAAUUUGGUGGGCUUGUAGUUUAUGGCUUCUCUAAAAAAAAUUCUGUUGCCAUCACGAGGGCUCUUUUAUGAGGAAUCUGAGAACUAUUGAAACAUUUUUUAGGACCUUGUUGGUGAAUGUGAUCAUCAAAUUAGAAAGUAUAUGUGUGUGUUUAUGAGGUAUACCUCUGAUAAGAAGGCUGGUUUUAUAUUUGCUUUUCUUCUCUGUGUUGAUCACCAGUCUAGCUGCUCUUUUCUCCAGAACACCGUAACUUUUCAAACUUGCUUCUUGAUGUCACCACUCUAUAACAUCAUUUGAAAUCAGCUGUCUCAACUCUGAGAAGGUGCUCUUUGAGGGCAUUUCAUGCAAUAGUUUCCUGAUGCCCUGACAAAGGAGGAGGGCAUGGUGGAAUAUAGGGAAAUGACUUUACUAGUAUAAUAAAUAGGGCCUAUGUCUGGCCAAAAAAAAGGGCAGGGGGUGGGGGAAGCCCAAGGAUGCCCAGAGAAUUCCCAGUAGAAAGUGAUGUUUACAGAUAUAAUAUUGUCUUCGCAGAGUGGAAAGCCUGCUUUUUUGGAAUGUGUCCUGCAAACAUGGUAUUUCCAAGGCAGUUUAUAGCCCUGGUAGAAUAGAAGUGUCUAGGAUGGAGGACACCGAGCUCUGAACUGAAACCCUUUGAGAAACAUCAACAGGCCUAGGUGUGAAAAAGAGAGAUCUCUGUGAUCUCUUGCAUUUAGAGCCUUUUUCUUAUUUACAAUGGUUAAAGUAGCGCAUAUUUUUUAAAAAACAGUUAAUUAAAAAAAACCUUGGAAGAAUGUUCCAGGCAAUGUGGUAUAAAUUCAUUGUUAAUGAGAAGAAAAUACUACUCUGCUGGAGGACAGAGUCCUGAAGGCUGAGUUUGGCACUGUUCAAUCACUGUGUGACUUUCUUCUUAAUGGCAGUUCUUUCUGAAGUUCACUGCCUUUGAGUGCACUUUUCAAGUUUGUUAUCCCAACACUUCAGCAUUAUUUUAUAAAUAUGCUCUGGACACUGCUGAGAGGCUGACCUCCCAUAUCUUCUUCCCACUUGCUCUUGUGCUUGCUGAUUUGUCAUUCCAGGGCAGGGACAGACCCCUAAGCUGAAGGUCUCCCAGAGGAGGAUGCCAAAGCUCCAUGCAUCACUCUCAGAACGUUCUCUCCCCUAACUAAGAGCUUCUGGUGCUGUCCAUUUAAUCGGAGUCUGCUUUUAGUCAGAAGAUGAAUGCACACCACCAUCCUCUUGACAAGACAUUCCAAAGUCACUGAUUUUCAGAAUAUUGUUUUCACCUCCAGGCAGUUUCUUGCAGCAAGGUCCCUGUGUAUACAAUUUUUACUCAAGAUUCACCAUCCAGAAGCAGCAUCUAAUGAAAAUUUCACUGUUUUAGUUAUCCUUUCUCAGAAAGGACAGGAAAUCACCUCCUGGAACCAAUUCUUUAAUGUUGUAGAUAGGCGGUAUUUGUGUGUGAACUCCUAUAAGCUUGACAAUAUUGGGAUGAUUAUAUUGCUUGAGGAUUUUGGAAUCAUGUUUUAAAAUUUUAAUUUCAGUUCCUGGGAAAAAUCAUCUUCGUGUAUUUUAACAGGAACAACAGUUUUAUCCUUUGAUAUGCCCUUAAAUAUGUCAUCAAAACUAUCAUUGAUGUAAUUCUAUUGUGACGUCUUGAUGAUUGAAAAUCAAUUUAUUAUUCUACUUAUGGCCCUAUAUGUCUACUGAUAUCAUGAUACUCUUUAUUAGAACAUUGACUUUUUGGGGGGUAAUUUAAAAAAUUUGAGAUAAAAUUUACAGAACAUAAAAAUUGCCAUUUAAAAGUGGUUUUUAGUAUAUAUACUAAGUUGUAACAAUCACCAGUAAUUCUAGAGCAUUUCCAUCACCCCAAAAAGAGACCCCAAUUCUCCCCUUGCCCCAGCCCCUGGAACAAAUAAUGUACUUUCUGUCUUCAUGACUUUGCCUGUUUCAGAUAUUUCAUAAAAAUGAAAUAAUGAAAUAUGCAGCCUUUUGUGUCUGGCUUCUGUUAUUUAGCAUCAUGUUUUCAGGGUUCAUCCAUGUUGCAGCAUGUAUCAGAACCUCAUUUCUUUUUAUAACUGAAUGAUGCUCCACUGUAUGAAUGUGUACCACAUUUUGUUUAUCUGUCAUAAAUGAUGGACAUGAACAAUGGAUUUUAGGUAUUAAAAUUGUAAGUUCAACUUUAGUGUAUCUACAACUACAAUUGGUAAUGUCAAGAUUAUACUUGGUAUAAACAGAAUGCUGUAUAGAAACAGUAUGUAAAUUAUUUGUCAGCAUAUCAUGCAUAUGAUUUCUAAGGCCCUUCUAGCUCUGGUUUUAUGAAAUAUUUGAAUGUAGUAUUUUGUCAAUAAAGUUUAAUGCAUUAAGCAUUAGUUUAAAAUUUGAGAACAAUGUUAGGCAGAUAUGAAGCUAUUUGCCACAUGUUGUAAUGAUCAUGUUUUGAAUUUAUUUCAAUAUGCAGUAUUUGAAAAAUGUCAAUACAUAAAAGUAAAUGACUAUAAUUAAGUCAAGAUAUUUUUAAAGCAAUUUUUAUAAUUUAGCAGACACUGCAUCUUAAUAUAAGUCACUGUUAAAAUUGUGUCCUUGUGAAAAAUGAAAUGUCAUUUUUUUGUUGUUGAUCAUGUAAAAUUAAUUCCUUUUCAUUGCUGUGUGUUCUGUUUACUUUUGACAAGCUGUUGCUUGCCCCUGUGGAAUGUUUUACUUCUAUUUCAUUUUUCCCUCCUUUUUCUCCUCUGAUCCCUCCCUCUCAUAGCCAAAUAUUCACUGUUUUUUUAAAAAGUCAUCAUAAUGUACCCUGUCUUUAAUGGUUUCUAAGAGUAGGUGAUCAAAAAUACACAGAUAUUUUUCAUCAUCAUUGAGAGACUUUAUUCAAGCCUUUGUUACUGACAGAACUCAACGAUUUCUUUCUUAAAUCAAUCUUCCUUUCUUCCUCUCCCCUCCUCUCCUUCCCUCCUGCUUUCCCUCUUCCCCGUCUAUCUCCCCCCUUCCCCUCCUCUCUCCCUCCCUUCUUCCUUGCCUUUCUCCUCCUUUCCUUUUUUGUCUGUCAAUAUAAUCACCUUCUUUCUUUCAGAUGAGAUUGGAAUGGAAUUGUUCAGCUGCGUCAAGAAAUUAAUUUUCCUGAGUAGAUUGCCAAGAAUUAUGAAUGAAGAGGUCCGGUCCAUUUGCAUCUACUUAAAUUAUUCAGUUAUCUGCUUUAUUGCUCCGUGCUGAAAACUUGGAAGUUGAGUUGUGCAUUAAAGUUUUUAACUUUUUGCUUAGUUUCUACAUGUUUAUUUCCAGUAAAUGACUGAAAGUGUUAACUAUUCCAUACUUUUAGCACAAUGUGCUGCAUACAGUUCCCAAAAAGCAAAUAAGGUUACAUGUGUACAGAAUUUCAUUUUAGGUUAACUAAGCAUUGCCUGGGUUUAGUUGGGGGUUUUUUUUUUUGUUGUUUCAGUCUGAAAUGCUUCCUUUCCAUUGUUUGAAACAAAAUGAACAAUAUUGAACCAUUUUGAAUUUACCUCAUUUUAAAACUCAGUUUAAAUUUAUUAUUUGGCCUGUUGUUAAUAUUGGUCACUAAAAACAAAGUGAGAGCAGUCUUACGCAAUGCUUAGGAAUCAUUUUAUAUAGUAUGUAUACAACAUUAAAACCUGUUGAAAAAAAAGAAGGAGGUACCAGCACUCACUUGUCUUUGGCCAUUUUUUCUUGUAAUUAUGUUAGACAAAUUGGUGGGAGGGGGGAUCAAAAGUUAAUUGUGUUUAAUUCUACAGCUAGAGAAGCUUUGUAUUGCUGAACUUUCAUCUGGGAAAGUUUCACAGUGACAUUUUUAAAAGAAAAUUUUUUUAUCAACUGAAUUCUACCAGUGUAACCUUUUUUCUAAAUAAACAACAGUUUUCUCAAGUGAUUGUA